GCCCUGCAAACUAUCUAAAUUGUAAUUUUGAACAUCAGUCCAGUAGAAACAGCCAAAGUCGGACGACAUUAUUACUUGUAAAUCAGUGUUUUGUACAUAAAUUGUUUAUGAGUUAAUUGAGUUUUAUUUCUGCAAAAUUGAAGCUCCAUUAAAUCGUCAAUAUAUAGUCGUACAAUAUUUUUGAAACGGGGAAAAUGUACAUUUCUCAGAACAUGUCGGACCAAUCUGGAAUUAUCAAGCAGUUGGCUACAGGUGCGCCCUUAUUAUUUCACGCUGAAGAUGACCACAAUAAUCAGAGCAUCGUCGAAGGUGGAUUUCUAUCUGGGAGAAACCCCUUUGUUUUCGUGCCAUUUGCUCCACUGCCAACGUUUAUUGUGCAACUUGUAGUAAUUGUUUGUAUGUCAAGAUUCGUCAAGUUUUUCCUUUCACCAAUUAAACAACCUGCUGUGAUCGCAGAGACGAUUUCGGGUAUCAUACUUGGUCCAACUUGUAUGGGACAUAUUCCGUACUUUUCUGACACCAUAUUUUCCAAACCAUCGCUUCCAUUUCUCAACCUCAUGUCAAACUUUGGAUUGGUUUUGUUUCUCUUCCUUGUUGGACUGGAAUUGGAUCCUCGGAUGUUGAAGAAAAGUUUAAGAAACAGUUUGACCAUCUCACUGACCGGAAUGGCACUUCCCUUCGCCUUGGGUGCUGGUGUUUCGUACAUCCUUUACACAUACAUGGAACCACCCUCACAUCAGAAUGGUUUCACGAAAUACUUUCUCUUCCUUGGAGUUUCUUUCUCUAUCACUGCUUUCCCAGUGCUUGCAAGAAUACUCACAGAGUUGGAGCUUCUUAAGACGAAAGUUGGCAGCAUUACCAUUUCCGCUGCUGCGGUUGACGACGCUACAAGUUGGUGUUUAUUGGCAUUGGUCAUAUCGCUCAUCAACGCAGGCUCAGGUCUCAUCGCCCUCUACGUCUUCCUCAUGGGUCUGGGAUACUCCUUCUUCCUCCUUUUCAUUGUCCGGCCCAUGUUCGCCUGGCUGUUACGAAGAUCUGGCGACGGCACUCAGUCUCAUGUCAUGAUGUUCCUCGCCCUCAUGAUCGUCUUCGUCUCUGCCUUUAUCACGGACGCCAUCGGGAUACAUGCCAUCUUUGGCGGCUUCCUCACCGGGAUCAUCAUGCCACGCGAGGGUGGCUUUGCCUUCCACAUCACCGAAAAACUGGAAGACAUUGUAUCUAUUCUAUUUCUACCCUUGUACUUUGCCCUGUCUGGACUCCGAACUUCUAUCGGAUCCCUGGACGAUCCCCUCAGCUGGGCCAUUGUCCUCCUCGUCAUUUGUGUGGCAUGUUUUGGUAAAAUCUUUGGAUGCAUGUUAGCCGCAAAGAUAACCAAGAUGAACUGGCGUGAAUCUAUCACUGUCGGGUGUCUCAUGAAUUGUAAAGGGCUAGUCGAACUUAUCGUUCUCAAUUUGGGCUACGACGCCCACGUAAUUUCACAGCGUACCUUUGCAAUUAUGGUUAUCAUGGCGUUGGUCACCACUUUCAUCACCGUGCCCCUAGUAUCAUACAUCUACCCACCAGUUUACCACGAUAAAUCUGACAUCCAGUUAUGAACAAUUACAUAAUUGUGGAGUGCAACAACGAUCAAUAGAGUAUCGUUUAAUCCAGUACAACAAAAAUGUCUAAAUGGAAUGGAAUGGAAUUUUAAUAAUUUAAAGUAGCUCGGAAUUUUAACUGUAGCUUAACUGUAAUUUUUUUUAACUUAGGAUGAACGAUAAUUGUAUCGGAAAUAAAAACCAAAUGCAAUUGAAAAUAUA
Molecule: messenger RNA, 1799 nt
Organism: Folsomia candida
Lineage: Eukaryota; Metazoa; Arthropoda; Collembola; Entomobryomorpha; Isotomidae
Product: cation/H(+) antiporter 18
Exons: 5
Coding region: 195-1595 (466 amino acids)
Biological process (GO): proton transmembrane transport
Cellular component (GO): membrane
Molecular function (GO): antiporter activity
Source: RefSeq, a predicted model, not a curated record